GUGAGCUAUUUUUAUUUUUUUAUUGCUUAGGUGGUUGGACGAGCUCACGGCCCACUUGAUGUUAAGGGAUUAUCGGAGCCCAUAGAUAUUUAUAACGUAAAUGCCGCCGCCUUGAGAUAUGAGUUCUAAUGUCUUAGUUUUUAUAGUAGGUACAACUGCUGCCCCACUCUUCAAACCGAAAGGCAUUACUGCUUCACGGCAGGUUGGUACCUACCAGUAAAAAGUUUCACUUAUCAACUGCAAUAAUAAAAACAAAUUCGAAUACUUUACAUUUGAAUGGUGAUGAAAAAACUUGUUCUUAUUUCUAGAAAUGUUCGAUCCAUCUAAUUGAGCCUUAAAAACAUACAUUUCACAUUACACGCUAAAUAAAACAAAGAACUUCAACCGGAGGUGUAAAACUAAGGAACGCGGUGGUGUCAGUGGUUUUCCCCUUAAGUUUGUUAACAUAGCUACACGACAGCAUAUCAAUACUAUUUAUUAGAUUCGUUAUUCGUAAAUUUCGUGAAUUGCCACCGCAUACAAUUACAAUGCGGUGCUGUACUUGUUGGCCAUUAAUGAACUCUGGGAUACGUCAUCCCACGCGAAUACAACCUCCGAUUCGCUAUAAAUGACGACAGGUUUUUUGCCGAGAUAUGAACUAUGUUUAUGCAUCGCUUUAUAAAAGCGACCGACAACAAAAUAUUAACAUUGUAUUUUAGAAGCUUCACGACGAUGGAGCUCAAGUAUUAUUAUAUUUUAACUGUAGUGAGUUUAGUGAGUGGGACUCCUCAUGGAUACGGAACUAAAGGGGGAGCAUCAGCGAAAGCUGAGUCAGGGGCCAUAGCUGGAGCGAUUGGUGGCAUAACCGGACUACCACUCUCUGUACCCCCGGGUGGUGGCUUCUCUGGUAGUUUCUCAAAAUCAUCUUCAUCUAGUUUCUCAUCAUCCAGCGCUAGUUCUAGCUCGAGUUCAAGUUCUUUUAGUUUUUCUGGAACUGGGCAGGCUAAUGGAUGCGGAUCAGGAAGCUGCAAACAAAAUGGCAUUAAUACCGAUCUUGGCAACCAUGGACCUGGAAUCCUUGGAACCGGGCACACAUAUAACUCAGCUGCGAACUCUGCCGGAUUAUCCCACACUGAUGCUUUAAGCGCUUCUGUAAGUCACAGUGGCCCAGAAAACAAAUUACCUUGCCAUGGAAACGGCUGUGGGAGCAUCGGAACUGGUCAAUUAUACAGUGGUAACAACGUACCAGGGUCAUCCUACGAUGGAUUCGUAAGUGGCCCACAAACCUUUACAAAUGUGGAAAAUAAAUUUCCGUGUUCUGGAAACGGCUGUGGAACCACUGGAGCUGGUUCAUCAUAUGGGAGUGCUGCUGCUUCAGAGUCAUCGCACUCUGACAACUUAAGUGGUACACAUAGUCUUAGUGAUUCUGGAAACAACACUCCGUGCUCUGGAAGUACUUGCAAAGUCAACGGUAUCGAAUCAUCAUACGACGACAACAACGCAGCAGUAUCAUCUCACCCUUCUAUCCCAAGUGGCUCGCACACGCACCAUAAUGGGGGAAAUAAACUUCUAUGCUCUGGAAAGGAUUGCUCUAGUGCAAACACUCCGUGUGAAGGUCUCAGCUGUAGUGGCAGUACCAUUGAUACAAAAUGUCAAUUUGGUAAAUGUUCACAAAGCACAUCAGACAAUUUGAAUAUUGAAAAACAUUGCGGCUCUGGGCAGUGUAAUUCAACUCCCGAAAAAGUGUUGACAAAUGUGGAAAACUGUAAGUCAGGCCAGUGUGCAACCAAUUACGAACAAACGAAAGCACCCAACUCUUAUGAUAUACCUGUUAAAUCAAAACCGACCCAAAGUUUAUCGAAUUUGAAUUUUGAUAAAACAUCUUCACCAUCUCCUUAUCACCAUGGAUCUACUGAAACUGGUAGCGGCAUCAAUUGUGACCAUGGAAGUUGUAAGCACUCUCAUGUUGAUCACAAUUCCAAACCACUUGAAACGACUGGCACCUUAAAUUUGAACCAAGGUUUUCAUGAUACAAAAUGCGAUACGCCGAACUGUCAAACAUACAAUUACGACUCCAGUGCAUCACCUGGUGAUAGUUUUGCUCCGGGGGUCCAUAAACCUGGAAUUUAUUUGACGACUCCAAAUAUCGGCCCUGCUUGUUCGACUCCGAAUUGUAAUCCGGCACAAAAUACUGUUACCGGAAGUAAACCAUCUAGUUAUAAUGUGCCUAUUCAAUCUGUUCUCAACAAACCAACAAAUGACAAAUCACCAUUCGACAACAGUAACUUAUCACUAGAUGGUAUUUCAUCAAGUUGUGCUUCUGGGAAAUGCACCGGACAUAACAAACCAACCAACGUAGAUGUUACCCUCAUCAAAUACCCAACAGCUAUACAAGAUUCUCCAACACAUUAUCCUACUGGCACUGUUGCUUGUAAUACCCCAAAUUGCGCCAAAGAAGCUGAAGCAACGCAAAUAGAUAACAAACCUGUAUUCGAACACGGAGUUUCUAUAACUCCUUGUAAAACAGCAAAUUGUGGAUCUAGUACAAGUGGUCCAAAUUAUGCAUCUCAUAUUGGUGCCGCUUUAUCUCCACCAAACUACGCCAAUCCACUACCUACGUUACCACCAUAUCAAUCAAAUGGCGCAACAUUUGCCACAGUUCCUAAACAUCCAGGAACUCCACAAUAUUUUUUGUCUCACGAAACUCCUCCUUCAACAGUACUUCUUACUCCGACUUGCACUACACGAGAUUGUGCUGGAAACGCUGUUUUAAAACCUGGAUUUGCCCCACCAAUACAACCUACAAUACCCUAUCAACAAACAAAUAUCGUACCAUCUACGCCAUUUUACAAUACUCAUACUAAUAAUUUAUCCAAUUGCAAUACGCCGAAUUGUGCCUCUUCCUCUGCUAAUCAUGCCAAACUUCCAAAUUAUAGCGGAGGAUUUGGAGGUACAACAACAAGCUUUUUGAAACCAAAUGAUUAUAGCCUAUCUCAUUCAAAUGUCGGUGCGUCUUCUAAUGCUGGCGUUUCAACUGGAAUUAACACAAAACCUAAUGCAGUUCAAAAACCAAAUGCAGAUUCAUCAACAGAUCAAAAUCAACCCACCUAUUCUGGUGGUUUUGGUGGACCAUCAGGCUUACUUACACCGAAUGCUGUCGGUACCCAACAAGUUGUACACAAUCAAGUAAAACCCACUCACAGUGGGAACCCAAGUCUUCCUUCUUAUUCUGGCAGCUUUGGAAUAUCUACAGGAACUGUCAAACCCCAUGACUCCCAUCCUGUGAACUUUGGAACUUUGUCAGACUCCAAUAGAUUGCCAACCAAUAAUGUACUCGGAACUAAUAUUCAAGUUGGAGCUGGGACUACUUCACAUAUUGAUCAUAAGCCUGCUUCCACUGACAAAGAGCUCCCACAGUAUAAUGGAGGAUUCGGUGGACCAUCCGGCCUAUUAAAACCAAACGAAUUUAAAGUACCAAUUAAAAACAUAAUUGUUAGUAAACCUGUAACAUCACAACAAACUCCCAGUAGCUGUUCUUCAGGAAAUUGUGACAACCAUGCAACUGCUGCUGCAAGCGGUGCUACAGCACAAGCUGAAGCUGUGGCUUAUGCAGGAGGUUUCGGAGGACCACCAGGCGUUCUUCAGCCUCAUGAUCAUGGAAAGCUCGAACAUUCUGGCCUAGGAACAAAUCAUGCAUUAGGAAGUCAAUUUGCUACAAGUCAAGGCAGUGAUAAAGCUUUAGGUAGCGGCACUACAAGCGGUGUCGGAUCUUCUACAGAUUUUCAAGCUGGUUUUGGUAAAUCAAACGGAGAAAUAGGGACCCCCAAAGCAGGAAUUAUAUCUACGGCAACUGCCCAAGCUACUGCUGUCGCCUCAGCUACAGCGUCUGCUGGAUUUAAAACUGGGAUUCAUGGUCACGAAGAUAAACCCUCUGGAGGUUGUGGAGGCGGCUGCGAUUCUAAUGGAGGUUCCCACGGUAGUAGUUCAAACCUUGGACAUGCUGGCGGACUAGCUUACUCGAAAUCUGGACACUUAUAUGGUUGGAAUGGUGGGCAGAAUGUUGCUGCGGGUGCUUCAGCAAAAAGUGUUGCAGGUGCAAUAAGUGACGCGCGAGCCUUUGGAUACGGCGGCUCAGCGCAUGCAACUGCUUCAGCUCACGCGUCUGCUGGUUUUCCCACAAAAGGAGGUAAGAUGAUAAUUUCUGAUCACAACAACACGAAAUUAAAGAAACAAUCAUUGCUCAAUAUGACAAUAGAUCACAGACAGUAUUUGCCCACAGAUUGUAGGUAAAAUUAAAUUUACAAUGAUCAUUGCAUAAUUAUCACGCAUUGGUACAAUAUUAGGACCGAAAGUAUUGAAUCGAAAGCACUUUUAAAAUAUUUUUUAUGCGCGAAAUAGCUAAACCAGUUCACGACUCAUCUUAAGCUAACAGAUUAUCGGAGCUUAUAGACGUCAUCAUAAGGUGAAUACUACUCACCUUAGGAAAACAAGUCAAAAUUUUUCCCGUACGUUAAAUCACAAUAAUGCCAAUGAAAUUAUCACAGCAAAAAGGCGCCAAACAAAAAAAAAUGAUCCGAUUAUAAUUUGUCUUGAAGUAAGGAGUCGAUUGGAUUUUUACUAAUUAUGGAGAGGAUCUCACGACCUACCCGGCGUAAAGUCAUUGCAACGUGAAUGCAUCUUGAGACAUGAGAUCUAAGUCAUAAUUUGAAUUGGUAUACUCGUAAAGGUUGUCCUACACAUAAAACAAACGUAUAAAACCUGCACGACAUAUUAUUUAUGAUACAUGUAUUUAUAUUUCAGGUUACGGAGGCUAGGACAGCUUCGAAAAAGAAUAUGAAGUUGCCUGCAUAAGAUUGAAAUCAUUAGAAAAUACAAGACUUGAUUGAAUUAAGACAUUGUGAUAUUUCGUGUGAAUGAACAUAAGUUAAAAGUCAUUUUCUAAAAUAAAGUAUGAAAAUAAAAAAGGUUUUCAAUAUACAAAAAA
This is a messenger RNA of Bombyx mori (domestic silkworm), 4963 nucleotides long. RefSeq names its product wing disc-specific protein (gene Cb10). Lineage: Eukaryota; Metazoa; Arthropoda; Insecta; Lepidoptera; Bombycidae. The record is from RefSeq and is a predicted model, not a curated record. Bases 640 to 4269 code for a protein of 1209 amino acids. The transcript is spliced from 2 exons.